AUGAGAUGGUACUUAUCUUCACAAACAUAUUCUAUGCCGUCGGUACUGGACCUGUCAAGCGAGGCAUCUCCAAACUUGAAUUCAGAACCGUUGUUAAGACAGGAUGACUAUACUUCUUUAGGACAGGAUGACUAUACUUCUCACGAUUGCAUGAACCACCAAAAUCCGUCAGGUGAUCGAUACACCGGUUCAUCUUUCCCGUACAUUUCACCUGGCGCUGACGUACCUGGGUACUACCAGCCACAGUAUACGUGUGCGUAUCAUAACCAACAGCAAAGUUAUAGCGAUAACACCUUCGUUUGGAUCGGGGCCAAUAAUUAUUAUCCUGCGUCUUCUUACGACCAGAGAUGUUCAGAGCAACCAUACAAUCCCCAGCGACAGAAUCUUCGUCGAUACAACGCUAGUGAACGAAUUGAGAAGACCUCAAACAGGAAGCGUCGAGCUCCAACGGUGGCACAACGACGGGCAGCCAAUAUCCGAGAACGCCGCAGGAUGUAUAACCUGAACGAGGCGUUCGAUUGCCUGCGGCAGAGAAUUCCUACAUUUGCUUACGAAAAGCGACUGUCUAGAAUAGAGACCCUUCGCUUGGCUAUUUCAUACAUCUCAUUCAUGGCAAGGAUUGUCAACGGGGAAGACCCUAGCACACUGCGUGUCAACACCUACCCAUCGCUGACGAGUGCUUCCUCGUCUCUGACACAGUCUUCACUUCACCGCGACAGUGCUGCACCACUGAGUGCUGAUAAUGAUGAUUUCGAUGAAGACAGAGAUGAAGACGAAGACGAGGAAGGAGAAGACGACGAUAUUAGCGGGGCUGAUGAUGAAGUCACAGAUGACGACAGUUGUAACACCGACAAAACAACAAAUAUCUGUGAUACUCCUUGUGAAACUCAACAAAACAUUUAA
Molecule: messenger RNA, 903 nt
Organism: Candidula unifasciata
Lineage: Eukaryota; Metazoa; Mollusca; Gastropoda; Stylommatophora; Geomitridae
Source: the annotation of a GenBank genome assembly